This is a messenger RNA of Symbiodinium necroappetens, 1338 nucleotides long. Lineage: Eukaryota; Dinophyceae; Suessiales; Symbiodiniaceae. The record is from the annotation of a GenBank genome assembly.
AUGAAGUGCGCAGUGUGCAAUGUCGGGACCCGCGGUGAUCUGCAGCCUCUCAUUGCACUGGGGCUGGGUCUCCAGAAGAAGGGUUGGGAUGUCGUCGUCAUUUCUGAAGAGCGCAUCAGGCCUUUGGUGGAGGAGUUCGAUCUGGAGUUUCGAAGUAUCGCGGGCGAUUCCACCGGAAUCAUCUUCGAGCAGGAGUAUGCCGAGAUGCUGGCCAAAGGCAAGCUGAUGGCCAUGAUGCAGGAGACGCAGAAAAGGAAGGCCACCUGGUACGAACAGUUCUUGACGGAUCUCGUGGACAAGACGAAGGACAUUCAGAUGAUCAUCUCAGGGCCGUUGGUUUACAGUGAGACCUACUGCGUCGCAGAAAAGCUGGGCGUACCAUGGAUACCUGUCCUGUACGGUCCUCUCUACCCCACUGCCGAGUUUCCAAAUUCCUUCGUCAUGGAGUCGAACUGGUUUGGUUGGCUCAACCUCUUCACGUACAACUUCCUUUUCUGGGCCCUCUGGAUGCAGGAGGGUGGUCAGAUCAACCGCUUCCGAGAGAAGCUGGGGCUGUCACCACUGCAGGUUCGCCGUGGGAUGAUGACCUUGAUCGAGGAGAAACAGCUGUUGGUCAUUGGUGGCUUCCACGAGGUGAUCAUCCCACAGCCCAAAGCGCCGGCUGACUGGCCAGAGUCCUUCUUCUUCCCGAAUUUCUUCUUCGUCCCCGACACGCCAGCUGAUGCGGUGCCAAGCUCGCUGAAAUCCUUUCUGGCGCAAGCUGGGUCCAGGCCGGUCGUGUACCUGGGACUGGGCUCCAUGCCCGCGCCAAGGCCGCAGGAGCUGGUUUCCCUAGCGGAGGCCAUCGUCGAGAAGCUGGAGGUCUCGGCAGUUCUUUGUGCAGGCUGGUCUGACAUCUCCUUCAAGUCCCAGGAUACGGAACAGCGGAUUCUCGUCACGAAGUCGGCGCCCCACGACUUCCUGCUGCCGCGCUGCCGCGUGCUGCUGCAUCACGCUGGCGCCGGCACCUGCGCCGCGGCCCUCCGCGCGGGAGUGCCCAGCGUGUGCCUGCCGGUGAUGCUUGAUCAGCCCAACAAUGCCAAGAACCUCACUCGCCUGGGAGUGGCUACCCCGCCGAUUCUUUUCCAAGAUGUAGCAGCUGGCGUGGACCGCGUGGUGGAGUCGGUGAAGACGGCCCUGGAGUCCUCUGAGAUGCGCGCAAAGGCGGAGGCAAUUGCAGGCCGCAUCCGGGAGAGCGACGGCGUCUCCCGGGCCAUCGAGAGGAUCCUUCGGGUCUACCCGGAGGGCCGACUCCCCCAAGAAAGAGCUGCAAUGAAGUCGGGGCAGUUGAGAGGUUGA